AAGCCUCUGCACCGCUUCCUGUUUGGCAUGGCCGGUGCGUUGCGGUCGUGUUGUCAACGCAUUGAAAAUAUAUGCUGUUUUAGCCCAUUUCACACCCAAACUUUACGUUUAAUACAUUCAGUCAAUCCAAGAUGUAGUAAAAGAUUAUUGUUAAGGCAUCAAACUGCCUGGACAAAGCUUCUACCUGUUUAUAGAAAGCCUUGUCUUGGUCGAUGGCAGUGUUCUACAAAGUAUAGAGAAUCUUCAUGUAAAACACGGCCGGGGCCUGUUUUUGGACAGGCUUCUAAAAAUGGCUUUCUUAGGAGGGCUUGUGUCAGUACGGGCCACCCAUCAUCAUCCACAUCAACCGUCAACUCCAAAGACAACACCAAACAUGUGAAGGAUGAAGUAAAGGCCUUGGACAUCACUCGGGCCAUGCUGGGAUAUGUCUGGCCCAAGGAUAAACCUGGCAUUCGUAUCCGAGUCGUAGCGGCUAUGACACUUCUUAUCAGUUCAAAGGCUGUGAAUGUCCAAGUACCGUUUAUAUUUAAGUAUGCUGUAGACUUUCUUAACGAACCUAGUAAUAUAUUGAACAUGGCUUCAGCACCAGCUACUGUGAUCACCUCAGCUACGGCAAUACUUCUUGGCUAUGGAGUUGCUAGGACCACUGCCCAAGCCUUUCAUGAGCUACGUAAUGCCUUAUUCGGGAAAGUUGCACAAGAUUCCAUUAGACGUGUGGCAAGGAAGGUUUUCCUACACCUACACAGCUUGGAUCUGGCCUACCACCUCCAACGACAGACAGGGGCUUUGUCUAAGGCUAUUGACCGAGGCACAAGGGGUAUAAACACUACCCUGACGGCUCUGAUAUUUAAUCUAGGACCAACAAUUUUGGAAUGCCUCCUUGUGACUUCCCUACUGUACUACAAUUGUGGAUUAGUCUAUGCUGAAGUGGCAAUCGGGUGCAUAUCUGUGUAUGCCACAUUUACACUGGUAUUUACACAGUGGAGGACAAAGUUUCGAAAGCAGAUGAAUGCAGCCGAUUCUGAUGCAGGAAAUAUGGCUAUUGAUUCCCUGAUCAAUUAUGAGACUGUCAAGUAUUUUAACAACGAAACAUAUGAGGCAGACAGAUAUGACAAAGUCCUCGCUAAGUAUGAGCAGGCAUCGCUCAAAAUAACUACAAGUCUUGCUGGCCUCAAUUUUGGCCAGAACUUCAUUUUCAGCGUGGGCCUGACUACAAUGAUGGUUCUCUGCAGCCAAGAUAUUGCAGCAGGUACGAUGACAGUGGGAGACCUGGUCAUGGUCAACGGCUUGUUGUUCCAGCUGUCUGUCCCACUCAACUUCCUGGGCUCUGUGUACAGAGAUGUAAACCAGGCCAUUAUUGACAUGCACACAAUGUUCAGCUUGCUGAAAAUCAAAAGCAGUGUACAGUCCUUGCCUAAUGCUCCCCUGCUGAAGGCCUCUCCCCAGAAGUCGGCCAUUUCCUUCGACAAUGUGCACUUUGAGUACACCCCUGGCCGUGGCAUUCUGAACGGAUUGACCUUUGAUGUACCAUCCGGCAAGAAAGUAGCCAUUGUCGGUGGAAGUGGAUCAGGGAAGUCUACGAUAGUAAGAUUGUUGUAUCGUUUCUACGAUCCCCAACAAGGCAGCAUCACCAUUAACGACCAGAGUAUACAGGAACUGAACCUUGACAGCGUGAGGCAGGCCAUAGGAGUGGUACCUCAGGUAGUUACCUCAAGACAUUUUUAUUCUCCCGCCAUUAAAUUGGAGGGCAUAAAGUGUUGUCCUAGUCCGUCCCGUCCCGUCAAACAGUCAUUUAGGCCAAUCACAGAACAGAACAUCCUAGCAGCUCUUCGUAGGAUAACAAUGGGCCGCACUACAAUAGUGAUAGCACACCGGCUGUCAUCGGUGGUGGAUGCUGACGAGAUCUUGGUGCUGGACCGAGGCACAGUGGCCGAACGUGGAACACACUAUGGACUGCUAGCCAAUCCUCUCAGUCUGUACACAGAGCUGUGGAAUAAACAAAACCAGCUUCCAGAUAGUAAAGUUCAGGAACAAGAGUCUGAGGAAACACAGUGAUAGUUUCAUGUAUUUUAAUUUAUGAAUUUGUUUGUCCUACUGGUUUAUGAUGAAAGCAUUUAAACAUCAAGCUAUAUAGCAAUACACUGGUGUUUGAUGUAUGUCAUAGCAGGGUCUUUUCAGCAAAUGGCAUAGUGUGGACAGAUGGUCAGUUACAUUCUAUUAUAUUUAGAACUGAUUUUGGUGCUAAAAUAAAAACAAAUUUAUUUAAUAUACCGGGAACAAUUUGCCAUCAUUCUUGUUGAUAUCAUUGGAAUAGUUGAGCUAGAUUGAUAAAGUAGGAUUCAAACUCGGUAGCACAUAAUGUAACAUUGUUUCUUCUUUGGUGUUACAUUUUAAGUUUAAUAUAGAGGGCCUAUUUCCAGUGUUCUUUUCUGGACGUUUUAGUAGCAUGGUCCAAGGCUCCUAAAAAACGUUUCCUGUUAUUCUUGAUAUCAGAAUGUUGACUCAACACGACUUGAAAUUGUUAUGUUAGCUUUAUACUGAAUGCUGAAUGUAAGAAUUUUCUUCUGUUAUUUUUGGUAUCAAUUAUUAUGUUCCUGUUUAUUUCCAUUCUGCUGUACAUAAUGUGCUGUAAAGCCAGUGAUGUUGCCAAGAUGGUAACACAUCAACUUAGGAUUAUGUUUAACCAGAAGAUUAUAUUUGAUAUACUGGAUACAGAUUUAAAUAACCAGACUGUAUUUUUACCAGUUUAACAUUGUUAUUGCUGUGUGCUGGAGGUUAAUAGAACUAUUCUGCAGCAAGUCGGUGAUUGUUUACCGUCGUUGUUAUGGUUACAUAAUGGAUGUUACUAUGUAGAUGUUUGUAUUUAUUUGGUACGGUUGUGGUUACCUUGUAAACAAAUCAAGUUUAACCGAUCAUUUUGUUGUUAAUUUCCAAUAUAGAUGCGUGAUAGUGUAAAUGGUUAUAGAAAAUUAUAUGAUUUAAUGUACAGCAAUCCACUGUAAAUGCUGUGGACUGGAAUAUUAUAUCAAGCUUGGGUUGGCAUCUUAUCACCAAAGUGCUUGUCCAGACCUAAUAAGUAAUUAUUGGACCUCGGAACAUUUGUUGAUGCAUCUUAAAAGGUGGUGUAUUAUGACAAGACAUUGUGUUGCAUGAUAUCAUCAAAAACUGUUAAAUGAUAAACAAAAUCAGUGUAUCUGUGAGUACUAGCAUACUGCACCCCGAAGCUGAAAAACACAAGGGGUCAUGUCCUAUCACAGCAAUACUUGUCUGAACGGUAAAUUUUGAACCUCUGACAUCAUUUGAUAGAAUGUUUUAUAUUUGUUCAUCAUAACUAAAGAUUGUUUUCAGGUUCUCAAUGAGAAUAUUAAUUUGUGGUUUUCUGUUUACUUUGUUUAUAUUAUGAAAAAAUCUACAAAACAUAUCUGUGUUCUGGAAUUAAAAUAAUCCCAGUUGGACAAAGUGGUAAAAAUAUGUUGCUUUUGCUUUAUUUCUCAGUAUUUUUGUUAAUUGUUCUGUAGAAAUUUAAUGUGAUAAUUGACGCAACUAAAUUCUGGUGCUUUCUUUUUGUUGGUAUCCAAAUAUGUCAAUCCUUUUAGCAAUAAGAAUUCUCCCUCUUCCUUAUAUCAAUCAGUGAUGAGAAAUAAAUCAAUUUGAUAUUGUUUGAAAGACAAAGUGAAGAAUUUUUGUAUACCUAAAGUGUCGACAGUUGGAUAAAACAAAGCAUUGGACACAACUAUUCUUUUUCAAUACAGAUUUCUUUUUAUCAUUUAAGUACCAGUAUUCUGUAUCAAAUUUAUAAUGAUAUUUAUUAAUCAUAUAGCUCCAGUAAUCAAUAGGAUAUGCAGUAAUCAGAUGUACAAUUAACAGGUAUCCACAGAGGAUCGUAUUUACACUGUGUACACAAAAUUUCCAGAUAAACUGUUCCAUUAACUAUGUCACCCAGUUAACUUGAGUAGACUCUACCAUACAAUCAUUUGGACGAGUCCAUUAAGGUCUACAGUGGUGAAAGGGUUAGAACAUCUAUCGUACUCUACAGGACGUUUCGGUUUUGUUAAGGGUACCAACAGUAAAAGUUGUGAACUUGUUGGUAGAUGUAAUAGGCAGUUAACCCAACCAUACUAAGCUGUAUUUAAAUUUUGCACAUUUUGGUCGUUAAAUAUUGUUUUAUAGCACAUACAUUGUGAUUGCAAAAAUUAAUCAAUGUGCUUCUGUUAAAAUUUGAUAAAACACUAAAAUUUGAGUCCACUAAAAUAAGUACUUUAAUAAUAUUAUCUUUAGGUCUGGUUGAUUUUUUACUGGUGUCAAUCCUAAGAAACUGCCUGUAAAAAAGGUAACAUACCUGUUAUGAACAGACUUGAUCAUGACAUCACACAUAUCCUGUACCUCGAUUAGUACAGGAAUGGAUGUUUGGACAACCCUUUUUCCCCCUCUUUAUGUUUGGUUAUAGUUGUUUCCUUUAUUUUCACACUGAAAUGUGCUGUGAUUUUGUUUUGGAAACCAUUUUUAAAUAUACCAGAAAUGUGAUAAAGAAUAAACAAAAUAGAGUUGA
Mizuhopecten yessoensis (Yesso scallop) is the source of this 4549-nucleotide messenger RNA. RefSeq names its product ATP-binding cassette sub-family B member 7, mitochondrial-like. The record is from RefSeq and is a predicted model, not a curated record. The transcript is spliced from 14 exons. Gene Ontology annotation, molecular function: ABC-type transporter activity; ATP binding; ATP hydrolysis activity. Gene Ontology annotation, biological process: transmembrane transport; intracellular iron ion homeostasis. Lineage: Eukaryota; Metazoa; Mollusca; Bivalvia; Pectinida; Pectinidae. Gene Ontology annotation, cellular component: mitochondrial inner membrane. Bases 28 to 2055 code for a protein of 675 amino acids.